Molecule: messenger RNA, 807 nt
Organism: Fonsecaea nubica
Lineage: Eukaryota; Fungi; Ascomycota; Eurotiomycetes; Chaetothyriales; Herpotrichiellaceae
Exons: 3
Coding region: 1-807 (268 amino acids)
Source: RefSeq, a predicted model, not a curated record
AUGUCCUUCGACGGCAGCAGUCAACUGUGGACGUCGCUGUUACUGCUCUAUGCGUUCCUUGUGGUGUUACUGCCACAGUUUGUAUGCGGCGACGGAGUAGGACUGCCGCCAUACGAUGCAGAGUACGUCUAUCAGACAUCGCUGCAACCUCGGGCAACGACCUCUGCACCAGCUCCAAAAGAUACUUGUGGGUUUCUCUCUGGAGAUUAUGAUAUACCACUUACUUGUCAGAGCUCACGCACCUGUGCGCGAUUGAAUUCUUUCGUGGGAUGCUGUCUCCCGUAUAACUGCACCAAUAUUGCGACAACGUGCCGGGAUUACACGAGCUCUGAAACCUGCGACUCUGACAUAUCAUCCUGCACGACGACCGAGGAGCCACCAAAUACUUUGGACUGCUCGAGCCGGGCUCCAUACUGUGGACAGCUCCUGCUGGAAGGCGGUUCGACAGCGUGGAUAUGCACCACGAAGAAGAACUAUAUCAUGACGGUGCUCCGAGCGAGCAUCUCCAUCACGGUCGUCGAGACGGGGUCAACAAUUAUGGCUACAUCUUCUGCAGCUCCAUCCGCUGCUUCGGCGACGGGAAGGACCUCUACCGCAACACGUUUCACCCCCAGUUUCCCCGCGACUCCCCGUCAGCCCGCCUCGGAGAGCAUCGGCCCAGCGCUGUUUGGCGGACUGGCGAUAGGGAGCAUCGCGACCAUGGCUGCCGUGACCGUCGCCAGCAUCCUCCUCAUCCGCCACAAGCGCCACACCCAGUACCAGUCGGUGUCUCAAUCUGAUCCGAUCCGGUUGAGGGCGGGGAAUUGA